Belonocnema kinseyi is the source of this 1050-nucleotide messenger RNA. RefSeq lists its product as uncharacterized. Lineage: Eukaryota; Metazoa; Arthropoda; Insecta; Hymenoptera; Cynipidae. Gene Ontology annotation, biological process: DNA integration. The transcript has a single exon. The record is from RefSeq and is a predicted model, not a curated record. Gene Ontology annotation, molecular function: nucleic acid binding. The coding region runs from base 1 to 1050 and encodes 349 amino acids.
AUGAGCAUUAAAGCAAUAUCAAAAAACGAAUCCACUGAAAAACUUUUUGCAAGAAGGGGAACUUUUUUAAAGCUCAUACGCGUGAUUGCUUAUCGUCAACGAUUUAUCGAUAUCAAAGUUCACAAGCUCGAAAUGAAGGGUAUCCUUUCUACGAGUGAACUUAAGAAACCGACGAUCUGCGCGGUUAGGCUCGUACAACGUGAGACUUUCUCCGACGAAAUUGCGAUUUUAAAAUCUAAAGGGAUAAUUCAAGGAAAACUAACUCCUCUAAAACCUAUCUUAGAUUCGGAGGGAGUGCUCCGAGUUGGAGGUCAACUUGAAUUAUCAGAACUCAUUUAUAUCCAAAAGCAUCCUAUAUUGCUACCAAAAUAUCAUCACUUAACGAAUCUUAUCGUCCGCGAUCAACAUUUACAGCUUCUUCACGCAGGAACACAAGCGACGCUUAAUAUUAUUCGGGACAAUUAUUGGAUUGUUGACGGUAGAAAUGUCGCCAGAAACAUUAUUCGAAAAUGCGUCACUUGUUUUCGUGCUAAACAGCAAUUUCCCACUUAUAUAAUGGGAGAUCUGCCCAAAGAUCGGACUGUCUUCGAAAGACCAUUUAAACAUGCAGGCAUAGACUUUUGUGGACCAUUUUUUAUCAAAGAGAAAAAAUAUCGAAAUCGUGUGAAAGUAAAAAUCUAUGCAGCUGUUUUCGUUUGUUUCGCCACCAAGGCAGUGCACAUUGAAAUUGUCAGCGACCUGACUUCCGAAGCCUUUUUAGCUUGCCUAAGGAGAUUUUUCGCUAGACGCGGAAAAAGCUCUGAUCUAUAUUCAGAUAACGCUACUAACUUCAAGGGUGCAAAACGCGAAAUCGAUGAGCUUCAUCAAUAUCUGAAAAAUCAAACAAAUAUCGACGAAAUCUCCCAGCAUGUUGCUAAUCGCGAUCGAGUUGCUGGGCAUUUCAUUCCCCCGCGUUCACCUCAUUUUGGCGGACUCUGGGAAGUCGCAGUCAAAUCUUUUAAACAUCAUUUUACGCGUGCCAUCGAUGGAAGAGUUUUAACCUAUGAAUAA